Peronospora matthiolae is the source of this 789-nucleotide messenger RNA. The record is from the annotation of a GenBank genome assembly. NCBI's taxonomy places the organism in Eukaryota, Oomycota, Peronosporomycetes, Peronosporales, Peronosporaceae.
AUGGUUAAAUUCACACCCCUUUUCCUUAGAUUCACACCCUUCCUAAAAAAUCUCCGAUUCAUUUUAAUACAUCCGACGCGCGAGCUCGGGAAGUACACGAAGCCGACGAGGCUGUACCCGAGCUGUCCAUGGGAGCUCAAGAUUGCGCGCCGUCUGAUCGUCGACCGCAAACUGGCGCCGCGCUUUCAUGGCAAAGAGAUGCAGGAGGAGGGAUUCACUUUCGAGUGUCCGAUCUGCUUUAUGCUCUACCCCGGGAGUCUGAACACGUCGAGCUGCUGCAAGAAACCCAUUUGCUCCAAGUGCUAUCUUCAGAUUCGGCCGCCACGCAAAACGAUUUCCUGUCCAUUGUGCAACCAUGAAGGGUUCACUGUCCUGUACACGCCACUGACACCGACAGAGCUCACCUCGACCCAUUCCGUGACAAACGGAACGUCUCCGCGUCGAAGUAGCGCCAUUGGUAUCCCCAAAGCUACAGAAAAAGAGUGCACUAUGACGUCAAGUCUGCAGAGUGUGCAGUACGCGUCAGUGGAAGACCAUGAUCGGAUGCGCGAUUCGCUUCGCUUGCAGCUUAGCAUCAGCGACAAGCUUGUGACCAGCAGUCCACACCCGAAUCGUGUCGCAGCGCUGAAUGAUGCAGCGUUCUGCUUUGCGACAACACCCGCAGACGCUGCGCGGCUAGAGGAACUAAUGCUCUUGGAAGCUAUCCGGCGGUCGAUGCAAGAUAUUAGCGUCGAAAAAACGACGAGGAAUGAGGGAAAUGGCAGAAUUUUCGGCUACCUAACAACGUGA